Messenger RNA from Bipolaris zeicola 26-R-13, 1470 nucleotides. RefSeq lists its product as uncharacterized. Gene Ontology annotation, molecular function: glucosaminyl-phosphatidylinositol O-acyltransferase activity. The coding region runs from base 1 to 1470 and encodes 489 amino acids. Gene Ontology annotation, biological process: protein localization to plasma membrane; GPI anchor biosynthetic process. Gene Ontology annotation, cellular component: endoplasmic reticulum; membrane. Lineage: Eukaryota; Fungi; Ascomycota; Dothideomycetes; Pleosporales; Pleosporaceae. The transcript has 2 exons. The record is from RefSeq and is a predicted model, not a curated record.
AUGGCGAAAACGUACAAGCAGAUGAAGGAGGCGUGGGUGUCGGGACAUACGGGGAGCUCUGUAGCAGAUGUAAAUAUCGUCUCGCUCGCAAUGCCUCUGAGCAUCUUGCUAUGGUCGGUCAUACAGUCGCGUAUGCGCUUGUUCACGCCUUAUACGCCACCAGCCAUGUUCAUCGACUUUCUACUCAACUGCGGAGCUACGCUGUUCGCAACCACCAUCUACUCGCCUUCUCCAUUGAUUCUCAAUCUCCUCCUGCUACUCCCAGCAAUUGCAUUAUAUGUCCUUGAGAAGCCCGCUCCAGCCAAGGAAGUCCCGCGUCCGCCCAAGAUCGACAAGUCUGAAAAAGACUCCAAACUGGAUGCACUACCUGUUAAGCCGUUCAUCACAAAUUACCGCGGCGCAAUGAUGGUCAUCACGUGCGUCGCAAUCCUGGCCGUCGACUUUCGUGUCUUUCCACGGCGGUUCGCUAAAGUCGAGAACUGGGGUACCUCACUCAUGGACAUGGGUGUCGGGUCCUUUGUCUUCACUGCUGGCGUGGUUUCAGUCCGCUCUUCACUCAAGGAAGGCACUGGCCGACCGCCACUAUCCAAACGCUUGAUGGCAUCACUCAGACAUUCCGUUCCCCUUCUUGUCCUUGGUGUCAUUCGACUCAUCUCCGUAAAGGGACUGGACUACGCAGAACAUGUCUCUGAAUAUGGCGUGCAUUGGAACUUCUUCUUUACCCUGGGCUUCCUACCACCAUUUGCGGCUCUUUUCCAGUCGGCAUUUGACCUGGUCCCUUCAUAUGCUGUGCUGUCGUUCGUACUGGCUGCCGUCUACGAAGUUGUCUUAGAUUGCACGCCUCUUGGACCCUACAUACUUGUGGCCCCACGUACAGAUUUGCUCUCCAAGAACCGAGAAGGGAUAUUCUCCUUCUUUGGAUAUCUUGCGAUUUUCCUAGCCGGCCAGUCCCUGGGUGCGUCUGCACUCCCUAGACAGCAGCCAAUCGCCAAAGACGCACCAAUGACAACAAAACUCCGGCAAUCCACGCUUGGGAAGCUUGCAACUACAUCUCUCCUUUGGACCGCACUUUUCUACUUCUCUACAAGCUACUAUGGCCUUCGCUUACCAGUAUCAAGACGGCUUGCUAAUCUUCCGUACUUUCUCUGGGUGUCUUCGUUCAACAGUUAUCAAAUCACCAUAUGCUGCGCAAUUGAGCCUGUUCUCUUUCCCAGCUUGUACAAGGCCACAAACAAAAGCGAGGAAAUACGACGCACUAGAGACGCCACUAGUACUAUACUGUAUGCGUUCAACCGCAAUGGUCUUGCGGUUUUCUUAGUCGCCAAUUUGCUGACAGGUCUGGUCAACAUGACGCUACCCACUUUGAACAUGAGCGUCAUUGAAUCAAUGGCGGUCCUCACGGCAUACGUCGCUGUCCUGGCUGGAUUCGCUGUUGGUCUUGACCAUUACAAUAUAACGAUAAAGCUAUGA